GAUGCAUAGCACACCAGUUGGCCACUAUCCCCACCAUCUGGCUCAAAUCUAUAAAUACAGGUGUUUGUGUUUCUGCUUCAUGUGCUCACUCUAAACACUUGCCUUUCUCACAACUUUUGGGAAAUGGCAGACUUCCGUGACUACACCUGUCCACUCUGUGCAGAAGCCCAGCGAGACCCUGUCACCAUUCCGUGUGGAGACACAUUCUGUUUAGACUGCAUUAAGAUCUACUGGGACCAUUCAGACCACCUCGGUGUGUACAGCUGUCCGCAGUGCCAGGCGACCUUCACUCCUCGUCCCAUUCUGAGGCGUAAUGUACCCAAUGUGGGCAACCGUGAGCAUCGGCAACCCUUACCAGAGCUCACCCCGUUUCCGUACAAACGGGACGCGCUGUGUGAUUUCUGUACGGGUCGCCGCAACAGAGCAGUUAAGUCGUGUCUGAUGUGUCUGGCUUACUACUGCGAGACGCACAUCAAGCCUCACUAUGAAUCGGCCACUUUUAAACGACACAAACUGGUGGAUGAGACAGGACACCUGGAUCGGAAGAUCUGCCCACAGCACGAGAAAGGCUUGGAGCUGUUUUGUCGCUCAGACCAGAUGUGCAUCUGUGUUCUGUGUACCGUACGAGAACAUCGCAGCCACAACAUUGUAAGCGCAGAUGAUGAACGUACAGAGAAACAGAAAGUCUUGGUGGUGACUCAAACAGAGGUUCAGCACGUUAUUCAGGAUCGCAUGAAAGAACUGCAGGAACUCAAACACAAUGUAGAUGUUCUCAAGGGAAAUGCGCAGCGAGCCCAAACUGACAGUGAUAAAAUCUUUACCGAGAUGUUACAGGCAGUAGAGCGAUGGCAUGCUGAGAUAAUCCAGCUCAUUCAGGCUAACCUGCAAGCAUCUAUGGCUCAGGCUCAGGGCUACAUAGAGAGACUUGAACAAGAAAUCAUGGAACUUCAGAAGAGGGAUGCUGAACUACGUCAGAUACUCGAAACAGAGGACAACAUCCAUUUUCUGCAGAAUUUUCCCACACUAUCCGUUGCACCGGAGCCCAUGGUGCCAAAAGUGCUCAUAAACCCAGAGUUCUCCUUUAGUGAGAUCACCAAGACCGUCUCUGACAUGAAAGAACACCUGGACGACAUCUGCAAAAAAGAGCUGGGAAACAUUUCCAAACAAGUGAGUGAUACAUCCAUCUACGUCUUGAUUCCAAGGUCUGGAGGACGUUUAAAUGCCGCACUAAGAGUAGACAUCCAAGAGCCUAAAACCAGACUGGAUUUUCUCAGAUAUUCUUGUAAAUUGACAUUUGACCUCAACACGGCCUUUAAAGAGCUAGCGCUUUCCGACGGGAACCGCCGUGUGAUCCGUAAGCGAACAACCCAGUACUACCCAGAUCACCCUGAGCGCUUUGAUGGUUUUUGCCAGAUUUUGUGCAGGGAGCCACUAAGCGGACGGCGGCAUUACUGGGAGGUAGAGUGGAAUGGAGAGUUUUCUAUUGGAGUCGCCUACAAGAGCAUCAGCCGCAAAGGUAAAAACUCGAACAGUCUUCUGGGGUACAAUGAUAAAUCGUGGAGCCUCCUAUGUUCGGACUCUGGAUACUCUGCCUGGCACAAUAAAAUGGACAAGGAUUUGCCAGGUGCAGUACAUGCCUCACGGAUUGGCGUUUACUUGGAUUACUCUGGAGGUUCUGUGUCUUUUUAUGCUGUGUCUGAGACAAUAGAGCUCAUCCACAGAUUCAAGGCCACGUUCUCUGAGCCGCUGUAUGCUGGGUUUGGUGUGGGAUCAUCUGUAACCUUGUGCGUAAUGGAGAAAAAACAAUGA
Messenger RNA from Paramisgurnus dabryanus, 1809 nucleotides. It is a transcript of the gene ftr84, whose product is annotated as finTRIM family, member 84. NCBI's taxonomy places the organism in Eukaryota, Metazoa, Chordata, Actinopteri, Cypriniformes, Cobitidae. Gene Ontology annotation, molecular function: protein binding; zinc ion binding. The record is from RefSeq and is a predicted model, not a curated record.